Brienomyrus brachyistius is the source of this 1019-nucleotide messenger RNA. It is a transcript of the gene ift22, whose product is annotated as intraflagellar transport 22 homolog (Chlamydomonas). The record is from RefSeq and is a predicted model, not a curated record. Gene Ontology annotation, biological process: intracellular protein transport. Gene Ontology annotation, cellular component: endomembrane system. NCBI's taxonomy places the organism in Eukaryota, Metazoa, Chordata, Actinopteri, Osteoglossiformes, Mormyridae. The transcript is spliced from 4 exons. Gene Ontology annotation, molecular function: GTPase activity. Bases 585 to 911 code for a protein of 108 amino acids.
CAACAGAGCGGCAAGACGGCGUUGUCCGACUUUUUGUCGGACGCCACUGAGACUAUAGGAGGCGAGUACCGGCCGACACAGGGGGUCAGGGUGUCCCCUGCCUUAUGUCCUGUGAUGGACUGGCGUCCUGUCCAAGGUGUCCCCUGCCCUGUGAUGGACCAGCAUCCCAUCCAUGGAGUCCACUGCCCUGUACCUCAUGGUGGACUGGUGUCCCAUCCAGGGUGCCCCCUGCCCUCUGAUGGACUGGCAUCCUAUUCAUGAUUUCCUCCACUUUGUGAAAAGCUCCAGGCUCAUCUAGGCCUGGUUAAAAGAUGGAUGUUCUGAAUCACCUUGCUGUUAAUGAAGAACUAUCUCCUUGAUUUUCUCCACGUGAACAUCGCAUUUUGAACAAACGCCUGGUUUAUGUGAAUAAUCAUACUGUAUGUAGGCUGCUGAUUUGUGCUUAAUCACUACCUGUUCAUUCCCUCAGGAUUCUGGAGUUUGAGUCUCAAGCAUUGGAUGGCAGUGACAAAAACACGACCCUCGACGUGGAGCUGUGGGAUUGUGCUGGAGAUUUUAAGUUUGAAUCCUGCUGGCCUGUGCUGAUGAGAGAUUCCAAUGGGGUGCUAAUUGUGUUUAAUGCGGAUGUGCCCAGCCACCUGAGAGAAACAGAGACCUGGCAUUCGUCUUUCGUUUCCUCGCAGGGAAUGCAGGAAAGCCAGUGUCUACUGAUUGCACACCAUAAACCAGGAAGCUCAGCCGGCAGAGGACACCCAGCACUCGCCUCACAAUUAAGCAAACUCUCCAUAAUCCACUCCAACCUGGAAGAGGACCCGGAGCAAAUGAGACAGGCAUUCCGGAGAUACCUGGGAUCCAUAGUGAGGAUGAUGUCGGAAAGUCGUGAGCGUGAGGAGAUGUCAAUCAUCACGUAACAUCAAAGGAGCUAAGCACAAUGGAGACUGAUCCAUACUGUGGCAAACUGUUCAAUAUUAAAUGUUUCUGUCACUGCUUGUCAAUCAUUAAAUGUUUCUGUCACUGGU